This is a messenger RNA of Megalobrama amblycephala (Wuchang bream), 9466 nucleotides long. Its product is annotated as E3 SUMO-protein ligase RanBP2-like. The record is from RefSeq and is a predicted model, not a curated record. The coding region runs from base 118 to 7371 and encodes 2417 amino acids. Gene Ontology annotation, cellular component: nuclear pore; cytoplasm. Gene Ontology annotation, biological process: NLS-bearing protein import into nucleus; protein folding; protein peptidyl-prolyl isomerization. The transcript is spliced from 20 exons. NCBI's taxonomy places the organism in Eukaryota, Metazoa, Chordata, Actinopteri, Cypriniformes, Xenocyprididae. Gene Ontology annotation, molecular function: protein binding; GTPase activator activity; peptidyl-prolyl cis-trans isomerase activity.
AUCCACCUUUGAUCCACUACGAGAAGAGAGAACUACACUCCUCCUCUCACAGUUCAGGCAAGGCGAAUCUCAAACGAUAAACAUUUAAACAGCGACGGUGAGUUUGUGACAGCAGUCAUGAGGAGGAGUAAAGCAGAAGUGGAUCGAUAUGUGUCUUCAGUUCAGAGCGCCUCUCCCUCUCAGAAACAGGAGUCAGGGAAAGGGUUUCUGUUUGCCAAACUCUACUUUGAGGCUAAAGAAUAUGAACUCGCUCAAAGGCAUGUUCAGGAAUAUUUGAGCGCACAGCCGAAGGAUCCUAAAGCACACAAGUUCCUCGGGCAGCUGUUCGAGCGUGAGGGUGAAAAUAACAAAGCUGUGGGAUGUUACAAGCGUUCGGUGGAUCUGAAUCCGGCUCAGUCGGACCUGGUUCUGAAGGUGGCGGAGCUGCUGUGCGGUAAACCGGAGCCGGACAGCCGGGCCGAGUUCUGGGUGGAGAAAGCUGCCAGGCUCCUGCCGGGACAUCCCUCCGUCUUCAAUCUGAGGGAGACGCUUCUGAGCACACGAGGACAGAAUGCCUCCAACCAGCUGUACGAGCUGCUUCAGUCGGAGCUCCGGCUGCGGCCCGACGACACCUACAUCAACCUCAGGCUGGUGCGUCUGUACAGCGCUGACGGGCGGCACGAGGAGGCGCUCAAGCACUGCCUCGCGGUGGAGAAGACUGGCCUUCUGAGGGACCGUCUGGAGUGGUACGAGCUUCUGGUCAGCACCCUUCAGGAGUAUCUCUGCCAGCCGAGCGUGGCGUCGAACGAGCAGGCGUCACGCAAGCUUCACAGAGAGCUGCUGCUGGCGCUCUGCAGCCGCGUCAGACUGACACUGACGGAGAAGAGCUGUGAGGAGAGCGCUGAUGCUCUCUGGAGUUUGGACCGUGCGAUGCAGUCUCUGAAGUACACGGCCACGAACACGCUGGACGGGCUGUCGGAGGUGUUCACGGAGACGAGGGCUCAGCUGUACCUGUACGCCGGGACGCUGCUGCUGAAGAUGGCGCAGGACGGGGCGCAGCAGUGGAGGGCUGUGCAGGAUUUAGCCGCUCUCUGUUAUAUCGUGUCCUAUCAGGCUCCGAGACCCAAAGCCAAGAGUUUGAAAAGUGAGCACGCGUCCCAUGAGCCUUUGGAGCUGCUGGCCUCGGACCGCCAGAGUCAGGCGGGUCACAUGCUGUUGAAUCUGAGCGGGGACGUGGAGCAGCUGCUGAAGGACGUGGUGGAGGCGUUCGGGAACCGGCGAGCGCCAAGCUCUCUGUUCGACCUGCUCUUCAGCACACAGACCCACGAGCAGCUCUCCUUCAUCUACAACGACGAGAUGCAUGUGGUCAGCGCACACGUGCCCAGCGCCGCAGAUCUGGCCAAGUGGGACAGCGGUGCGGUGCUGCUGCACGCGGGCGAUCUUCAGCACCUGGCCUGGCUCGGCCUGCAGUGGGCGCUGAUGGAGCAGAGCGUCAGCCUGCAGCACUGGCUCAAGCAGCUCUUCCCUCGCCUCACGCUCGAGACCCCCAAACUGGACACCAACGCACCCAAGUCCAUCUGCCUGCUCGACCUGGAAGUGUUCUUGUGCGGCGUUGUGUUCAGCAGUCAUACGCAGCUGCAGGAGACGGCACGGAUGGCCUCGUGCUCCUCGCCCCAUCAGCCCCGGUGUUUGCCUCUGAACAUUAUGAAGCUCCUGUCCUCCUCCAAGCAGCGCGAGUGGUGGGAUGCCGUCUACAGUCUGAUCCACAAGAGAGCGCAGCCGGGGACGUCGGCUAAACUGCGGCUGCUGGUUCAGCACGGUCUCGGCACGCUGCGCGCCGGUGAGAAACACGGCCUUCAGCCGGCGCUGCUCAUCCACUGGGCUCAGCAUCUCACUGACGUGAGUGAACGGGUGAACUCUUACUAUGACCAGAAGGAGUAUGCAGGCCGCAGUGUGCACUACUGGAAAGUUGUACUUCCCUUGCUUGAGAAAAUCAGAAGCAAACGCAGCAUUCCUGAUCCUCUGGAGCUGAUGUUCAUGCACUUUCGCAGUAAAGACAUACAGCCUUCUCAAGUGCGAGUAUAUGAGGAAGAGGCCGCCAUAAGCUUUGCCACACUGCUUGACAUUGAGGGCAACACCGAUGAGGCCAUCGCAAAGCUGGAGAAGCUCAACAGCAUCUUGUCUAACUGGCAUCUUGCUAAGAUCUAUCAGAGGCUGUCGGAGGAGGUGGGAAACGGGCUGGAGGAGACGCAGGGCAGGUGCACCAACUUCCUCCUGCAGUUCAGGAAAUACCUGACGAAGAUUUGUCAGGCCAGUCCAGAGGACAUGGACAAGUUACCUGUAUCUAUGGAGGAUGUGAUGGAUUUGCUGAACGAAGUCAACCAGCAGCUUGUAGAUGAUGGCGAGUGGGAUGAAGAUCAGGUGGACUAUCCGCUGACGUCCAGCCCCGGUCAGCCCACAGAACCGCAUGUGAAAUUCUCCACUCCGUCCCCAUCCAAAAGUGUCACGUCUCCAUCCAAAAGAUCCGUGUUCUCACCCAAAACGCCUCCUCACUGGGCCGAGGACCAUAAGUCUCUCCUGCAGAUGUUGUGCCAGCAGGUCGAGUCCUUGAAGAAUGAGGUUCAUGACCUGCGCCAUAACUCCUCUGAUGGUACACCAUCCUCAUAUAGGAUGUAUCGAGAUAAUUAUACUGCAGAAGGACUUCAGGAAGCAUUUCCUGGAGCACAGGCAUUCCAUGGUGUUCCUCUUACCGUUGCCACUACAGGUCCCUCUGUGUACUACAACCAGUCUCCAGCAUAUAAUUCACAGUAUCUUCUACGCACUGCUGCAAAUGUUACACCAACAAAGGGCCCAGUAUACGGGAUGAAUCGUCUUCCUCCACAGCAGCAUAUGUAUGCCUACCAACAAUCAACACACACCCCACCUCUUCAGUCAACUCCCGCAUGCAUAUAUCCUCAAGAGCAGGUCUUUGGUGCUCCCAUUCGAUUUGAGUCACCGGCUACAUCCUUACUCUCACCAUACAGUGAAGAGUAUUACGGUCACAAUGUUCCUCAACCUACAGUCAAUCCAACAUUGCCAGAGCCUGGGUAUUUCACUAAGCCAUGUGUCGUUACACCCACGCAGCCAUCCAGGAGCAGUGAAAGCAAGCCUGCUGAUCCCAAGAUGAGUUUUGGGUCGCAGUUCACAGGUGAACCUCCUAAGGUUCCAAACUUUGGGGGUGUUGCCAUUGCCCCGUCAACAUCAGCAACAACUGCAUUCAAGUUCAACUCCAAUUUCAAGUCCAAUGAUGGUGAUUUCACCUUUUCCUCUGCUCAGAUGAAAAAUAGUGAAAGCCUCUUGGGACUUCUGACAUCAGAUAUUCCUCCCAAAGUAGAGGGACCAUCAGAACCGAAACAUCAGAACCAAGACCAGCCGCCUAGCCAAAGUGGAGUCUUUACUUUUGGGAGUAAAAUUACCACAGGAUUUUCAUUCACUGAUGCUGCUCAGAGCAAAAUGAGUGUUUUUGGCAACACUGACCAAAGAUUUAGCUUUGCAAGUGGAACCAAACCAGUAUUGGGAAAUCCAGAGGCUUGGGAAGAGAAAAAUGGGGAAAGUGAUAAUGACAGCACCCAUGUGGAGGAGGAUGAGGAUGGCCCUCAUUUUGAGCCCAUUGUGCCUCUUCCUGAUAAGGUUGAUGUGAAAACUGGUGAGGAGGAGGAAGAGGAGAUGUUCUGCAAGAGAGCAAAACUCUUCCGGUUUGACUCUGAGACUAAAGAAUGGAAAGAGAGGGGAAUUGGAAGUAUCAAAAUUCUAAAACACAGACCAUCUGGGAAAGUUCGUCUGUUGAUGAGGAGGGAACAGGUUCUCAAAAUCUGUGCUAAUCACUAUAUCACUGCAGAUAUGGCCCUCAAACCAAAUGCUGGAUCUGACAAGUCCUGGGUGUGGUAUGCAAUGGACUAUGCAGAUAAAAAGCCGAAGACUGAGCAGCUUGCCAUUCGUUUUAAAACUGCGGACGAGGCUGCACUGUUUAAAGUCAAAAUUGAGGAGGCUCAAAAAUUCCUUCAAGAAUCCCCACAAGGCCAACAGUUGGAAAAGAAUUGUGAAACACCAAAGCCUCAAGUUUCAUCAAAAGAAAUGGAUCUUAAAACACUGUUUUCUAAGAAGAAGGGCGAAUGGGACUGUGACAAGUGCAGUGUAAGAAACGCUCCCACAUCUGUGGUAUGCGUUGCCUGCAACAGUGCAGCUCCUUCCACAGCAAAGGACAAACCUGGAGAGUCCCCACUCUUCCAACAGUUGGAAAAGAAAGGUGAGACUCCAAAGCCUCAGGUUUCAUCCAAAGAAGUGGAUCUUAAAACACUGUUUUCCAAGAAGGAGGGUGAAUGGGACUGUGAUGUGUGCUGUGUACGAAAUGCUUCCACAUCUGUGGUAUGCGUUGCCUGCAACAGUGCAGCUCCUUCUACAGCAAAACCUGUAGAGCAACUCAAAGGCUCUGCGCCCACGGCUCCUCCUGCUAAAGUGUUUUCUUUUGGGCUCUCUGGAGAUUCUGAUAAGAAUGCCAUCAGCACUGAUGUCAGCUCAAAGGGCUUAGCAUUUGGGUCUCAAAUACCAGUUUCUUUUCAAUUUGGAUCAAAUGAUGCUACAGUACCAUCUGUUGGCCUUGCAGGUCAGGCUGAUAAGAAAACUGUUCAGACUGAUACACCACAACCUGCGAAAGUGUCAGCAGCUCCAUCAUUCUCUUUUGGCUCUGGAUUUGGCGCUCAAUUCGCCAAGAAAGAGGGUCAGUGGGACUGUGACUCCUGCUUAGUGGUGAAUGAUGCUUCAUCAACUGAAUGUGUUUCUUGCAAAGCCCCCUGCAGCACUGGAUUAGCUGCCAUGUUUGGUAAAAAAGCAGGACAGUGGGAUUGUGACCCUUGCCUGAUAAGAAAUGAAGGUACAGCUAGCCACUGUGUCUCUUGUCAGGCAGCAAACCCAAAUAUGAAAGGCAAGACCUCUACUGCACAAUCAAGUUCCUCUUUUAACUUCAGUUUUGGUAGUUCUAGCAAGCAACCUGCUGCAACAGGAUUUACAGCCAAUUUCAAUCCAGGUCCUGCUUUUCAGUUUGGUACAAGUAAGGAUAAAACAUCCUCUGAAAGUUUCAAGUUUGAGCCCUCUACAACUCAGGCUGAUAAGUCAUCAAGCAGUUCAAAUUUUUCAUUCUCCAUGCCAGUGCCUGCUGGUGGUUUCAAGUUUGGCAUUACAGAAUCUGAGGCAAAAGCAUCAGAUGGACAGUCACAAAGUGGAUCUGCAUCUGACCUCCUCAAAAAUAUUGCUGAGCUUCACAGAGAGAAGGAAAAAGAGUCAAUUCCAAGUUCCUCAGAUGAGCCUGUAGACUCUGGUAGUCACGAUAAUAAUCCCCUCAUUACCGGUAAGCCUAACUCAUUUAGUUUCGCAGACUUGGCCAAGUCCUCACAAGGUAGUUUUCAGUUUGGCCAGGAGGACCCCAGUUUCAAAGGCUUUGCAGGGGCUGGCGCACAGCUCUUUACAGGAAUUAAUUCCAGCCCCAGGCCAGACACCUCUGCCGAUCAAGAUGAUGAAAUGUACAAAACAGAGGAGAAUGACGAUAUUCAGUUUGAGCCGGUUGUUCAGAUGCCUGAGAAGGUUGACCUUGUUACAGGGGAAGAAGAUGAGAAAAUCUUGUAUUCACAGCGUGUCAAACUCUUCAGAUUUGAUACGGAAACAAGCCAAUGGAAAGAAAGAGGAGUUGGCAACCUUAAACUGCUUAAAAAUAAUAAGAAUGGGAGACUUCGAGUUCUUAUGAGGAGAGAGCAGGUGUUGAAGGUAUGUGCUAAUCAUUGGAUCACAACCACAAUGAAUUUAAAGCCCCUCUCUGGGUCAGAUCGUGCCUGGAUGUGGAUGGCCAGUGACUUUUCAGAAGGAGAUGCCAAAUUAGAACAGCUUGCGGCAAAAUUCAAAACACCAGAGCUUGCAGAAGAGUUCAAGCAAAAAUUCGAGGAGUUUCAGCGGCUGCUAUUGGAUAUUCCUUUACAGACCCCUCACAAGCUUGUGAAUACUGGCAGAACAGCCCAACUUAUACAGAAAGCUGAAGAAAUGAAAUCUGGUCUUAAAGACCUCAAAUCAUUCUUGACUUACCAAAGCAAGGAUGAUGAAAAUAGCGUUGCAGGUAACAGUACCUCUACAGUCAUAGUCAAGCUCGACUCUGAAAGCACCGGAACUGCUUUAGAAUGGGAUAAUUACGAUUUGCAAGAGGAGGCGCUCAAGAACUAUGAUAAUUCCUCUGUGUGCGAUGCCCCUUCGCAGCCUGAUUCAGUAGCAAAGAGUUUGUUCCGUUUUGGCGAAUCGUCCACAGGCUUUAGUUUCAGUUUUCAGCCUAUUCUCAGUCCCUCCAAGUCUCCAUGUAAGCUAAACCAGAGGCAGGCUUCUGUUGGCACAGAUGAUGAACAAGAAGCAUCGCAAGAGGAAGAGCGAGAUGGUCAGUACUUUGAGCCUGUUGUGCCAUUGCCUGAUCUUAUCGAGGUCUCAACGGGGGAAGAGAACGAACAAGUCAUUUUCAGUCACAGGGCCAAACUAUACCGCUAUGAUAAAGAACUUAGUCAGUGGAAGGAACGAGGUAUAGGAGACCUUAAAAUACUACAAAACUAUGAAACAAAACGUGUCAGACUUGUGAUGAGACGGGACCAGGUCCUCAAACUGUGUGCAAACCAUUGGAUUGAUUCAAAUAUGAAGCUUGAGCCCAUGAAAGGAGCUGAGAAAGCGUGGAUCUGGAGUGCCUUCGAUUUUGCCGAAGGGCAGGGCAAGGUUGAACAGUUGGCUGUACGAUUCAAACUUCAGGAAACGGCAAGUACUUUCAAAGAGGUCUUCGAAGAGGCAAAGACUGCCCAGGAAAAAGACACUCUUCUCACCCCGCUUUCCGCAAGAGUACCUGCUUUCACCCAAGAGGCACUUUGUGGUAAGGCUGCAGUUGCUUUAUUUGAGGAAACCACAAAAGAACGUACUGGACUUCCUGAGGUUGAAAGCAGUCCUAAACAGGAUGGUACACCUGGGGCAGAGCUUAGCGCUCAAAUUACCAAGACCGUGGUCUCUCCUCCCAAGUUUGUCUUUGGGUCAGACUCUGUGCAGAAGAUCUUUGGGAGCCCUGUGUCAUCAAAAGAGAAAUCUCCUGUUAUGAUUCCCAGUCCAAAAGAUGAGGAAACGAGUGCCUCAAAACUGAAAACCUCUGGACAGGCAGUGACCGGUCAGCCAUCCGUUGGGACUUCUUUCAGCAUUCCAACAAGAAGUUUGGAUUUUAGGCUUUUCAAAAAUAAUCCAAUGGCAUUUUGGAGCUGCACAUCAGCCACCCAGUUUGAAGGUAUUUCAGGCCACUGUUUACUGUGGCACAGUGAGUUUUUACUGACUGGCAUGGGCCGGGAGACCUGACCUUGGCUGAAUGAUGUGAUAACUUAAUAUUUCCCUGGCCUCAAUCAAAACAUUUGCAUGGUCUGAAAAAUGCUAACCCUUAGCUGUUUGUUUGAAACAUUAGUAGAAUUAAUGUGGAUCAGUGGCUUCAAAGUCCUUCAAGUGUUCAGCAGUGAGUGUCGUAAAAUUAUUUUCUUAACUUGAAAUGUGACACCAGCACAAGAAUUUUUGUCUCUGUCAUAUAUUGUACGUGUAGCAGAAGUUUUUCAACAUUGUAGUUGGCUGCUUACACUUCGGUUGAUGUAGCGUAUAACGAAUAGAGCUAUUUUUGUCAACAGACCAUCUUCACGUAAGGACUAAUAUCCCUGCAGAGAUUUAAGUUUUUAUAUGGUUACUCUUUACUGUCUUAACCACAGUGUUAAGGAUGCAUGAUACACAUAUGGCACAUUUUCAACAUGAUUUAGGGCUGUGCAACUGAUUUGAUUGAUUUCUCCUAAAAUAGCACAAUUAAUCAUGUUUAUUAAUAGAAUGUGCAUUAAAAUACUUUGAGCGAAGAAAUUACAUCAGUAAAUAAACUGCUAUAGACGUUAUCAACACUGCCAGUCAUUGCAAUGGCAAUGAUUUGCAGAAAAUCAGAAAGUACAAAUUCAAGAAAAAUAUUUAUAGAAUCCCCCUGACUCCAUCAUGAAGUCUUUCUUUGGUGUCUGGAGUAGGGAUGGCUCGAUACCAUAAUUUUGGCUUCGGUACGGUACCGCAAUCUAAUAUUGAAAUAUCGAUAUUAUAAUCUAUACCAUACAGGGUCUAAAUUUUGUUGCGGGUAUUGCACAUAAUUUUACAUAAUUUUCAGGUUUUGCGUUUACAAAGUAGGAAAUUACUGCAAAUAUUUAUAAUAUUAAAUUAAUCAACACAGAUUAUCACAUCAAAUCAGUAAUUUAAAAACUUUCUUGUGAAGUAAUUUCGGCAAUACUUUCCCUCUCCAUCUCUCAAAAUGAGCAAAUUGCUUCUGGCUUCAAAAGACAUUGUGUCUGUACUAUAUAAGCGAGCUGUGCACUACGAUACAACUUUCUAAUGCGCGUUUCAGACAACUGGUGGAAAUCACAUACCUACGUCUUUUUAAACCAUGCCAUUUUGAACAUCCAAGCGAUUUUAUCAUUCAGUAGUAACGUACUUGGGAGCUCUUUGAGAGAUGGUUUCUUUGCGCUUAUACCAACAAACAACGCACACACAAGCCGCCUGUAUAGAGCUCGCGCAUUCCAAAAUAUCUGUCUUAGUGAGUAUUCACACAAACACAGUCAGUUGAUCUGUGUUAAAAGAAAAUAAAUGUCUAAAUUAUAUUAUCUUUUGAAUGACGCACUGACCUGUCGAUCUCGUAUUGUCUUGUGCAAGUCAGGAUGAGCAAGUGACAGAUGCUUUGCAAGGUUUUAUAAGCAAAGUAAUUCCAAGUUAUACAUCUACUGCUCUCAUUAUUAACUAGUUUUGGGUGUGUUGAGUGAGAUUCAGUUGCUUUAUCCAUUUUGUUCCUCUAUGUUGUCACAUUUGCCAGUUUCACGUCAGUUUGGAUAGCAGGAACAGCAGCCGAAAUGAGCAAAAUCAUGAUAUCGUACCGUUUGAAAUAAAACCAGUAUUUUCCCAGUACCUGUAUACUGUGAAUCCCUAGUCAGGAGACGACCUGACUGACAUGUGGCUGCUUUUAAAUGUUAAAAUGUUCAUGUAUAUUGUGAAGGCUGUCAAAAGAUUUAGAACGAGCAGCUAUUUAGAUUUAAGCAGCUUAAUUUGAAAUGAAUGUUUAGAAUAAAUAAACAACCGGAGAUAAAGAAGAAAAAAAGUUCUUUCCAACAUUAUUCAAAGUUUCUGCAAGUUGGUUGACUUUUACUGUCCAGUUCAUGCCAUAUCUGUCUAUAUUUAAGAGGAAUAAUGCAAGUACCUAUUGUGUAAUGCUGACAGUGAAGAGUAACUUUGGAUUUCAAAGGAUUGAAACUGACUGACACUGAGAUGUUUGUGCAGAUCAGGACAGAAGGCCUGUCCCCUACAGUUAAGCCUGGGGUGUGCUUCAGUUUCCAGCUUGCUCUUUGUGCACUGUUGAGUGUUCUAGCCUUUCUGAUUACACUUCACUGAC